This is a messenger RNA of Gadus chalcogrammus (walleye pollock), 3693 nucleotides long. RefSeq names its product PTPRF interacting protein alpha 2 (gene ppfia2). Gene Ontology annotation, biological process: synapse organization. Gene Ontology annotation, molecular function: protein binding. NCBI's taxonomy places the organism in Eukaryota, Metazoa, Chordata, Actinopteri, Gadiformes, Gadidae. The transcript is spliced from 29 exons. The record is from RefSeq and is a predicted model, not a curated record. Gene Ontology annotation, cellular component: presynaptic active zone. Bases 1 to 3693 code for a protein of 1230 amino acids.
AUGAUGUGCGAGGUGAUGCCCACCAUCAGCGAGGACACGGCGCUGAGCCAGCGGGGGUCCCAGAGCAGCGCCUCGGACCCCGACUCGCACUUCGAGCAGCUGAUGGUGAACAUGCUGGACGAGCGGGACCGCCUGCUGGACACGCUGCGGGAGACCCAGGAGAGCCUGGUCCUGGCCCAGCAGCACGCCCAGGACGUGGUCUACGACCGGGACUCGCUGCAGCGCCAGCUCAGCUCCGCCCUCCCCCAGGAGUUUGCGGCGCUGACCAAGGAGCUCAAUGUCUGUCGAGAGCAGCUGCUGGAGAAGGACGAGGAGAUCUCGGAGCUCAAGGCUGAGAGGAACAACACCAGGCUGCUCCUGGAGCACCUGGAGUGCCUGGUGUCGCGGCACGAGCGGUCCCUGCGGAUGACGGUGGUGAAGCGGCAGGCCCAGUCCCCCUCGGGCGUCUCCAGCGAGGUGGAGGUGCUCAAGGCGCUCAAGUCGCUGUUCGAGCACCACAAGGCACUGGACGAGAAGGUCCGAGAGCGACUGAGGGUGUCCCUGGAGAGAGUCUCGGCCUUGGAGGAGGAGCUAACGGCAGCCAAUCAGGAGAUCGUGGCCUUACGGGAGCAGAACGCCCACAUCCAGAGGAAGGUAGCAUCUGGGGACGGGGAUGACAUCCUGGAUGAAGCUCAGCUGAAGAAACAUGGAAAGCAUCGUCUGUCCAACGGCUCCCUGGAUUCGGGCCAUGAGGCCAGCCAGGUGGCGGAGCUCCAGGAGCUGCUGGAGAAGCAGAACUACGAGCUGGCCCAGAUGAAGGAGCGCAUGUCCCUGCUGUCGUCGCGCGUCUCGGAGGUGGAGCUAGAGCUGGAGACGGCCCGCAAGGACCUCAUCAAGUCGGAGGAGAUGAACCACAAGUACCAGCGGGACAUCAAAGAGGUGGGGCUAGGGAAGACGCUCAGUCACUCAGCCUUGUGUCAGAAGGAGGACAUGGAGGAGCGCAUCGUGACCCUGGAGAAGCGUUACCUCAGCGCCCAGCGGGAGUCCACCUCGCUGCACGACAUCAGUGACAAGCUGGAGAACGAGCUGGCCAAUAAGGAGGCCUUCCUCAGACAGAUGGAGGAGAAGAACCGUCAGCUGCAGGAGCGCCUGGAGCUGGCGGAGCAGAAGCUGCAGCAGACCAUGAGGAAGGCCGAGACCCUCCCCGAGGUGGAGGCGGAGCUCGCCCAGAGGAUCGCCGCCCUCACCAAGGCGGAGGAGCGUCACGGGAGCAUCGAGGAGCGCAUGAGGCACCUGGAGGGGCAGCUGGAGGAGAAGAACCAGGAGCUGCUGAGGGCUCGACAGCGGGAGAAGAUGAACGAGGAGCACAACAAGCGUCUGUCGGACACGGUGGACCGGCUGCUCACGGAGUCCAACGAGCGUCUCCAGCUCCACCUGAAGGAGAGGAUGGCUGCGCUGGAGGAGAAGAACCUGUUGAUCCAGGAUUCAGAAAGUUACAGGAAACAGUAUGAGGACUCGAUACAUGAAAAAACCCACCUGGCGGAGGAGAUCGAUAAGCUACGAGGGGAGCUGGAUCAGUUCAGGAUGCGGACCAGCUCCCUCACUGAACCCACCCUGUCCCGGUCUCACAUGGACACGUCAGGGGAACUCCGCUACUCGCUGGGCUCGCUGGCGGAGACCCAGUCGGACCACUACCGCUCGGCCAAGGUCAUCCGACGUCCCCGGAGAGGUCGCGUGGGCCUGAGGGAGUCCAAGGCUAAGUCCCUUGGCGAGCAGGAGUGGCGCUCCCAGCAGCUCGGGAUUGGCGGCCACCCGUUCGAGAGCGACACGGAGAUGUCGGACAUGGACGACGACGACCGCGAGACGCUGUUCAGCUCCAUGGACCUCCUGUCGCCGGGCGGACACUCUGACGCGCAGACGCUCGCCAUGAUGCUGCAGGAGCAGCUGGACGCCAUCAACAAGGAGAUACGGCUGAUCCAGGAGGAGAAGGAGUCGACGGAGCUGCGGGCGGAGGAGAUCGAGAACCGCGUGGCGAGCGUCAGCCUGGAGGGCCUCAACCUGGCCCGCAUGCACCACCACCACGGCGGAGCCUGCAUCACCUCCUCCGCCACCGCCUCCUCGCUGGCCUCCUCCUCCCCGCCCAGCGGCCACUCCACCCCCAAGCUGGACCCCCGCAGCCCCGCGCACGACAUGGAGCGCAUGGGGGUCAUGACCCUGCCCAGCGACCUGAGGAAGCACAGGAGAAAGAUAGCGGCGGUUGACGAGGACGGACAAGACAAGGCCACGAUCAAGUGUGAGACGUCCCCUCCCCCGACGCCGCGCACCGUUCGCAUGACGCACACGCUGCCAGCGUCAUCGCACAACGACGCAAGGGGGAUGGCGUCCUCGCUGGAGGCCGAGGCCAGCGCCCUGAGCAGCGUGGCCAGCAGCCAGGACUCGCUGCACAACAAGCAGCCCAAGAAGAAGGGCAUCAAGUCGUCCAUCGGCCGGCUGUUCGGCAAGAAGGAGAAGGGGCGUCUGGGGCACAUGGCCCACCGACACGACAUGGGCAUGGGGAAGCUUGGCACUCAGGCUGAGAAAGACCGCAGACUGAAAAAGAAGCACGAGCUAUUGGAGGAGGCCAGGAGGAAAGGCUUACCAUUCGCCCAAUGGGACGGGCCGACAGUGGUCGCCUGGCUGGAGCUGUGGCUGGGCAUGCCCGCCUGGUACGUAGCGGCGUGCCGGGCCAACGUGAAGAGCGGCGCCAUCAUGUCUGCGCUGUCGGACACGGAGAUCCAGCGGGAGAUCGGCAUCAGCAACCCGCUGCACCGCCUCAAGCUCCGCCUCGCCAUCCAGGAGAUGGUGUCGCUCACCAGCCCCUCGGCCCCGCCCACCUCCAGGACCGCGUCGGGCAACGUGUGGGUCACCCACGAGGAGAUGGAGACCAUGGCCGCUCCCUCCAAGACGAAAUCUCAGUCUGAGGAAGGCAGCUGGGCACAGACGCUGGCCUACGGCGACAUGAACCACGAGUGGAUCGGCAACGAGUGGCUGCCCAGCCUGGGCCUGCCCCAGUACCGCUCCUACUUCAUGGAGUGCCUGGUGGACGCCCGCAUGCUGGACCACCUCACCAAGAAGGACCUCCGCGUGCACCUCAAGAUGGUGGACAGCUUCCACAGAACGAGUCUGCAGUACGGCAUCAUGGGACUGAAGAAGCUGAACUACGACAGGAAGGAGCUGGAGCGACGCAGAGAGCGCAGCCAGCAGGAAACACGCGACGUGCUGGUGUGGAGCAACGAGCGCGUGAUGCGCUGGGUGCAGAGCAUCGGUCUCCGCGACUACGCCAACAUCCUGCUGGAGAGCGGCGUGCACGGCGCCCUGGUCGCCCUCGACGACAACUUCGACUACAGCAGCCUGGCGCUGCUGCUGCAGAUCCCCAACCAGAACACUCAGGCACGUCAGAUUCUGGAGCGCGAGUACAACAACCUGCUGGCCCUCGGCACGGAGCGUCGGCUGGACGAGUGCGACGACAAGGACUUCCGGGGCCCGUCGUGGCGGCGCCAGUUCCCGCCGCGGGACGUCCACGGGAUCAGCAUGAUGCCCGGCUCGGCGGAAACGCUCCCGGCGGGAUUCCGUCUCACCACCGGCUCGGGGCGCUCGCGCCGCCUGCCCCCGGAGGUGGGGCCGUCCAUGGUGCAGCGUCUGGACAGCUCCACAGUAAGAACGUACUCGUGCUGA